AUGGCAGCAACAACAGAAUUGACGGACUCGCGGUUAAUGUCCGUCAAAACUGCUGUCAAAUCGACUACGACCUGUACGACAUCAACACUAACGUCUCUACAAUCAUUACUACAACCUACGCCGCCAGCAAGUGAGAAGACCAAAACAGUCAGAAGAACGCGGACAUCUGCUUCCAGCAAGUCUGUUACGCGCACCCAAUCCACCAGAUCGCGCAAUCCUCCAACCACAGCCAAGGUAGACGUGUCGCAACCUACGGCCGUUGUUCAAGAUGGAGAAGGGUUAUCGAUACAACAGAGACUUGUCUUAGCUACCGAAGUCUUCAAUACAGCUUCCAAAGCAUUGUCGGAUGCUUUACAACGAAAAGCGCCCUCGAAAAGUCCUUUGCAACCCACCUCCCCUAAUCAACUCGUGUCGUCCCCGAAGAAACCGUCGACCAAACCACCAAAGCCAACGCCGACCGUCAACGGAUCGCCUGAAAAUAAUGUAAUUGCGACUGCUGAAUGUGCAAUACUUGCGCUUACAACUCUACGAAAUUUAAAAGGCGAAAGGUCUUCCAAAAUCGAUAGCGCGAAUUUACAGCUUGAACAAGGUGCAUGUAUAUUGGCAGGAAGGUUGAUAGCACUAGGAGCCAAUGAGCUGGCUUAUAGGGAACUGAGGGCCUUGAAGAGACGAUUGCAGGAGAUCAUCCUACUCCUACCUACGAAGACUUCGAAGGAUCGUUCCAAUCAAGAUGUCAAAGCAGACUCCGCAAGGGAGACGACGGCAGAGCUAUUGACAUUCUCACACAUUGAAUCUGCAGGCCCGGUUUUGGCUUUGCUAGUCUCAUUCCAAUCCCAUGUAUUGAAACUGAUUGCAGCGGAAAGGAAGAUUCUGACAGUUGAAAAGAUGUGCCGAGCUUUAUCCACAUCCAAUCCAAGCAGCCCUGCUGGGAUUAUUGUGCGUUCUCUAGAGGCCGGACGCCUUAACAAAGACAAGGCCGCCAUCCAGUUACUAUCGUCUUCUAACACCAUACUCUCUUUGUCGUCUAUAGUACAGAAGGCAGCCGUCUCAUCAGCCGACCUGACGACAACCCGCAGCACACGACAUUUUUCAGCCCUUACUUUACAGCUGGUAUCAAUGGAGUACCGAAUUAUGUCAUGGGAGCUUUCCGGUCAUACAGGCGACUCGAAACGUGAAUUUCUGGAUCCUCUAUCGCGCUUCCUUGAUGCUUAUGCCAACUCGGACCCAAUAAUCGAUUCUUCGGCGUUCACGGCACUCGACACAACUGUGCAACGAUUGCAGUCUAGGAUUGCAAAAUGCCAAAUGAAAGGGCCUACUUAUUCUUGGAAGGUUUCAUACAGUCUUGGGAAGAUCGCCCAAGAAGCUUCAUGCUUAAAAGAAGCCUUGAAACACUUAUCGUCUGUGACUGAAAAAAUAACAAAGGAAGAUCCCAUGGCGUUGAGCCUGACUCAAUGCAGAAUCGCCAUUGUUUACCUAUACAUGUUCAAGAACAACAAAUUUUACCCAUCGGUGGUGGAAUCUCUUGCAACUGCAGCUUUGGGAUUAAACUCCGCUAACAGAGGUAGUGCUAGCGACCUGGAAGCGCUGCUCGUGGAAUCGGCCCGGUUGAAGAAAAUAGCCAUGGCGAAACUUGGUGGGCUUCUUUCUUCAGACGAAAACCUUCCCAAGGGAAUGCUCAUGUCUACAAUGGAUUUUCUUCAUGCAUUUAUACGUUUUCUAAGACGCUAUAUCGGUCGCCAGCAACCAAAUGCCGUGGAAGGUGAGACGGAUGUACAGAUGCAAGGACUAAUCAAUGCGAAAAAUAUUAUCAUCACUGCUGCAGAGUCUGCAAUUGCCUUGGGCAAGAUGUCACUUUUGAAUCAAUUGCCACCAUGGGGGGAUCUACAGCCGGUUUUCUCGGAUUCCGCACGAUUACUUAACAGUUUUGAACAAUUUGAUGUGGAUGAUACAGGAGAAGGACUUGAUUGGCGGGCUACACUUGUGAAACUAUCGAACCUCUUUUGGUCUCGCUACCUCAAGAGAAAGGACUCAGGUGCAGGACACGAAGAGUUAAUCCCAUUGUUGGAUCAGUCUAUUGGCCUAUUGCAAGGGUGCCCUAUAUCGCAAAGGGUCACUGGGUUUACCACUUUGAAGCUGGAACGAUUGGCUCAUCUCUACCUGGAUGCAAGAAUGGGUGCCAAAUCCAUCACCAGCUUUGAGAGGUCUAUACAAGAAUACAUCGAUGCCGGCACACUUGAACAACAAAUAGCAUAUCUCUCAGGCAAGCCGCCUCAUGCUUUUCUCCAGGAUUCCAAGAGCCCAGGCUUUAACCUCACGCGGGUCCUGUCUUCUUAUCUUAAAAUGCAACUUCGCAGGCCGACGAACGAUGACAUCAGCAUCUUUGAAGGCAAGCAGUUAGAUGUCAAUACUCGAGGCUUCCUCUUAGAGUGGCAGCUGGGUUUACUCGCGGAUUUCCCUAGCCAUGACCUGGCUAGUGAGAAGUUCAACAACAUGUUUCAAGAACUACUUUCGGAAAUCCUGUCGCUCUACUCCAGUGACCAGUAUCUAGUCCGCCGUCUACGUGUUGUACGAUUAGUGCUUCGCUUUUCACUCGACCAUCCAGAUUCACUUGAAACGACAGUCAUCGAAUCUCUAACCCAAGAUGCUCACUUGCAUCUAUCGAAAUUUUCAGACGCACAACGUGGUCCAUAUGCACCAUUUGUCACAAACUCCCUGAAACUGUUACUCUUGCUCCGCGAAGGUGACGUGAAAGAAAAAGACCUUCAAGAAAUUAUAGCCUUUUGGGCUUCGACAAUACGGGACUGCACAGACUGGAAAUCUAUUCAGUCUGUCAUCGAUGAUUAUGAUAUUCUGCUUGCUCAAGCACAAGCAGCUUCGGAUUAUCUAGAAGCGCGUGGAUAUUGGAAACUACAAUUAGCUGCAUCUGAGAUCAGUCUUCGUAUCUACGAAGUACAAGAGGCCCGAGACAGCUCUUCUCUGAUUCUAGCUCUAUCAAGAUGUGCUUUGCAGUAUUCUCGGCUUGGAGACCACAAAGCAGCUCUUGAUCUCCUCGAUCGUGCUAAGCAACGUGUGACCAUUGGCGAGGCUUCAUGUUAUGCAGCCAUAACUUACCAACUGGCACUUGCGGAAUACAACAUGGAAAUUAACAACAUUGAUAACGCUGAGAAAGCACUUCAAGACGGUCAAGAGCUCUUCCGCAGCAAAGAAGCCAAGAAGGAAGUUCAAGCUAGUCGCAGUCACUCCAAGAUCGCAUGGGAGCGACUGAUUGUUGAUGGGGCUCUGCUCUACUCUCGCCUAGCCGAUCAACAAAGGAGUUUGAGAGAAGCGUUAUACUAUGGCAAAUUAGCUGUUCGACUAAGCACACGCCUAUGGACCAAGCUGGAACGUUCGGCUGGAAGGAAGAAGGAGUCGGGACAGUCAGCAGACAGAGUGUCAGAUGUGGACCUUGUCAUUGAUGGCGUUGCAAAUAUCGACCUCUCCGCUAGUGCGACGCCGAUUAUGUGGACAUAUGCUCAAGGCGCGGUCUUUUGGAAGCAUGUAGCCUCGCAUAACGCGUGUUUCUUGAACCUCAUGCGUCUUUCAGCCUAUAAUGGUCUGUUCCAGGAUGCCAUUUACUACGGCGAACAAGCACUCAAGGUGAACGAAACCCUAGGUAUUUCGGUCCGCCUACUUACAUGUCAAGCUGAGCUUGGCCUGGAGUGGAUUAGAGGCAAUCAUCUGAUAGACGCCAAGACUGUUCUCGACGCUGCCACAAAGAUAUCAGAAGUAUUAAUUAACAGCGUGGAAACCGUGAAGCUAAAAAUAAGCCAAGCUGCCUUGAGUAGAUCUCAAGGAAACUACAAAGAGGUUUUACGUCUCCUUCACGAAGCUGAAGUUAUGCUUGAUCGAGUCUCUGAAAUUCGGCUUGACCACUCAAUCGAUAUCAAAUCAUCCGUCGCUGCGAUUGAAGAAAAAAUGUCUCUUUUGAAAAUACGCCAAGCUAGCGUGCAGAGGGAAGCCAAGAAGAUGGGUCCCCGGACAACACGGAAAACCAAAGCAGUGCCCAAAUCGACCGAAAUUGAGGAGAGUAGAGUCACGCCAGCAGUUAAAGCCCAACCUCGGUCUUAUAUUGCAUUGCGGAACGAAAUCAUCAGACAGCAGAUCCAUGCUUUGUUAGCUGUUGAAGAUCUCGAUGGAGCUUCUCGUUUGCUAAAGGUCGUCAGGGAGUCCUGCUCUUCCAUGGCUACGCAAAUUUCCAUACAGAUCGAAGAAACGGAGCACUUACUUGCUGACGCCAUGAAGAGUAUCGCUGCACAUGCAGUAUAUUGUGUUUUACCCGAAUCGACUCUAUCCAUGCCUUCAAUCGAAGCGGUGAUUUCAGCUACGAAAGCGGCAGUUGCUAGAAGCAAGACUCCAGUCGCAAGAAAAGGAAAGUCGACAGCCAAAGAAAUGCCUGGUCGUGCUACAAAGGUUACAAAGGAAGUUGAUGUUGCUGAUAUCAUGUCUCGAGCGAGAAACGCCAUCAGCAUCACAGUCAAAGAUGCUGUUUCUACCGGGUCAACAGUCGAAGGUCAUACUGCUUCGAGUCUCAUGGGUCGUGUCUCAAUGCUUUCACACGUAACGACACCGGGGCUUGCCGAUGAAGAUAUUCUGGCCCCGGUAAAUGCCAAUGAACUCGGCCGUAUUACUGCCUUUGAUCGUGAGCGUCUUGCAAUCUCUAUCGACAAGAGUCUUUCUGGCUACUCUGACCCAAUGGCCUGGCCUGAAAAUGUGCUAUCUGACAACAGAGAGCAGGCGGACGUUAUUGCCAACUUCACACAAGAUUAUGUGGACAUUCUACCUGAUGCCUGGAAUGUCUUGUCCAUCUCGCUGAAUCCUGACCGCACUGAAUUUAUUAUUUCUCGGAUGUCCCAUGGCAGUUCUCCAUUUUUACUCCGGCUGCCACUCAAACGAAGCGAGGAGGAUAACCAAGAUGAGGAUGACUUUACUUUUGACUGGGGCAAGAAUGAAAUGAAGGAGAUCAUCGCACUUGCAAACGCCAGUGCCCACGAUGCGAAAACUCGUAUAGACAAAAACUCGAAGAAACAAUGGUGGGCUACUCGUGAGUCUCUUGAUCGUCGACUCGAAACUCUCUUGGACAACAUGGAGAACAUAUGGCUAGGGGGUUUCCGUGGUAUCUUUGACACCUUUCCUCGAAACUCGAAGGUUUUGACGCAAUUUUCAAGUUCAUUCGAAAAGGUGCUAAACAAACACCUACCGUCAAGAAGAAAGUCGAAAGACAAAAAGGAAAAAAUCAAAGUUCAUGAGAACGUACUCAGCCUGUUCAUUGGCCUUCGGGACCUCGAUAAACAAGAAAAUCCCGAAGACUCGGUUUUGGACCUGCUCUAUUUCGUUGUCGACAUUCUUCAAUUCCAAGGCGAGCGCAAUGCGUAUGACGAGAUUGACUUUGAUAUGAUGGUCAUUGACACACUUGACAUAUUGAACAGCUUACACUCUACCAGUCCGAGCGAGUUGGUGCGACCUAAUCAUACGAUUCUGAUAUUGGACAAGUCGUUACAUUCUUUCCCCUGGGAGUCGUUGCCAUGUUUGCAUGGACUUCCUGUAUCUCGUAUGCCUUCGUUGGAAUGUUUGCGAAAGAGGAUUAUUCAUUUCAGAUCGUUGGUCGAUUCAUCAGACGUGGCCUUUGAGGUCAAUCGUCACAAUGGACACUUCAUCCUGAAUCCGAGUGGGGACUUGAAAACAACGCAAAGCACGUUUGAGGAAGAGCUGGCUCAUCGAGAAGGCUGGUCGGCUGUCAUUGGACGGACACCAUCUGAGGAAGAGUUCAAAGCUGGUCUAGAGGAAAAGGAUAUUUUCCUUUACUUUGGUCAUGGAAGUGGCGCUCAAUACAUCCGAGGACGCACAAUCAAGCGAUUGGAUAGAUGUGCAGUCGCCUUCCUUAUGGGCUGUAGCAGCGGAUGUCUUGCUGAAGCCGGCGAAUUGGAACCAUAUGGCACACCGAUGAACUAUAUGCAAGCCGGAUCGCCAGCUCUUGUUGCUACAUUAUGGGAUGUGACGGACAAGGAUAUUGAUAGGUUUGCGAAAAGCACCUUUCAGCAGUGGGGGUUGAUACCGGGGGAUGAAGAUGGCAGUGAAAAGGGGAAGGGCAAGAAGAAGCCUACUAAAGGGAAGGAAGUUGAUUUGAGUGAUGGGUCGAGCAAUGGACUUGAUGAAGCAGUUGCACGAUCACGUAGCUCUUGUUUGUUGAAGUAUUUGAAUGGAGCGGCGCCUGUGAUUUAUGGUAUUCCUGUAUAUCUUAGCAAGUGA
Talaromyces marneffei is the source of this 6285-nucleotide messenger RNA. RefSeq lists its product as uncharacterized. The coding region runs from base 1 to 6285 and encodes 2094 amino acids. The record is from RefSeq and is a predicted model, not a curated record. The transcript has 2 exons. Gene Ontology annotation, cellular component: mitotic spindle pole body; mitotic spindle; cytoplasm. Gene Ontology annotation, molecular function: protein binding; cysteine-type endopeptidase activity. Lineage: Eukaryota; Fungi; Ascomycota; Eurotiomycetes; Eurotiales; Trichocomaceae. Gene Ontology annotation, biological process: meiotic chromosome separation; proteolysis.